Messenger RNA from Argiope bruennichi, 6698 nucleotides. Its product is annotated as netrin receptor UNC5C-like. Gene Ontology annotation, molecular function: netrin receptor activity; protein binding. NCBI's taxonomy places the organism in Eukaryota, Metazoa, Arthropoda, Arachnida, Araneae, Araneidae. Bases 209 to 3115 code for a protein of 968 amino acids. Gene Ontology annotation, cellular component: membrane. The transcript has 18 exons. Gene Ontology annotation, biological process: netrin-activated signaling pathway; motor neuron axon guidance. The record is from RefSeq and is a predicted model, not a curated record.
ACAACCGGAGAGGGAGCUACACACAGUUAACUAUCAGAUGUCGGAUGGAACUCAAAUAUUGGUGGUUCUGCCUUAGUUUAGUAAAUAAAAACAACGCAUGUUGGUCGGAUUGUGUGCAGCAAUGCUCGCGGGGGUGAGAGGUCGUGCAUGAAAGCAAAAGGACUAGUUUUCUGUUGUUUUUUAAUUUGGUGUGAGUAGUAUUCGGAAGAUGGAAAGAAGCUUUGUUUUGAUUUGGACCAUAUUGGUUGGAAUAACGUUUGUGGAAGCAGGUCCAGGAAGAUCAGCGAGGCAGGAUGAUGGUGGUUUGCUACCGGAUCCUUUUCCGACGGACGACGGAGAUACAUCCGGGCAUCCUGUCUUCCUGGAAGAACCCCGAGAUACGUACGUCCUGAGGAGUCGUCCAGCCACGCUUUCUUGUAAAGUGAGGAAUGCUUUACAGUUGUAUUUCAUCUGCAACGACAAGGCUGUACAUCACAGGCAUCACAGUCAGCAAGAGUUCGUGGACCCUCAAACGGGGGUGCGGCAUCUGGAAGUGAGCGUAGAUGUAAACCGCAAGGAGGUCGAAGAGUUCUUUGGGCUGGACGGGUACGGUUGCAGUUGUGUCGCAUGGUCCUCCAGUGGCACAACGAAGAGCAGAAGGGCCCUCGUCAAGAUUGCAUAUCUGAAAAAACACUUUGAGAACCAGCCCUUGAGCACGCAUGUUGGAAUCGAGGGACAGAUCUCUCUCCAGUGCCUGCCUCCUGAGGGCGUCCCUCCCCCCGAAGUGCUGUGGCUGAAGAACGGGGAAGUUAUCGACACUGCCAAGGACUCCAAUUUCAUCAUCUCGAACGAGGGUAACCUAUUAAUCAGCGUGGUCAGGCUUGCGGAUAUGGGCAACUACACAUGCAUGGCUCGAAAUCCGGCAGGAACUCGAUACAGUGAGACUGCCGUUCUCACUGUUUAUGUGAAUGGUGGCUGGUCAACGUGGAGCCCCUGGUCCGAAUGCACUGUUCGCUGUGGCCGAGGUACGCAGCAACGAUCUCGACUCUGCACCAAUCCCGCCCCGCUCAACGGAGGGCGGGCCUGCUCGGGCGAACCCCUGCAGAAGUCCGACUGCACCUCUCUCUGCCCCGCUGAAGAUGGUCGCUGGACUUCUUGGUCCUCAUGGUCCACUUGCAGUCCCGAUUGUAAACACCAUCGUCGCCGCACUUGUACCAACCCUCCGCCAAGUAAUGGUGGUCGAUACUGUGUUGGCAAGGAUUUGGCGACCAGUAACUGCACUGGUGGUAUGUGCAGAGCCACGAGGGACAGGGACCCUUUUGUGAUAUUUGGCAGUAGCCGGGCCGAAGAAGUUGUUCCAUCGUCCAACGAGAGUGCAAACACUUCUCUGUACAUCGGAGUGUUCGUGGCCGUCACGGUCUUUUUCAUCGUUCUUGUGGUUUUGAUAUGGAUGGUGAAACGGAUCAAGUCCAGAGAUCCCAGUAUGUAUAGAGUGCCUGCGGCCUCAGACGUAGUAGUCGUUCAGCCAGAUCUAACACAGAAUGCCUUGCAUAUUCGGAAAGAGGAUUACAACGAGAAAAGUGUGCUGGCUGGUUUAGGUUCGAAUGCCGUGGUGCCACUUCUACCACCCCCGCCAAAAUACAUCAACAACAAUAAUAAGGACGGUGAUGACACGCACCAUCCACUUAUAACUGUUCCCAUAAGAAACGGAUUCCUUGAUUCAACUGAUAAAAUACCGAGACCGGAAUCUCCUGCUUCUGAAGUGAAUUCGUCAGUUUCCAGUGGACGAGGAUCAGCAUACGGUGCAUCCUGUAACAAUUCCGCUGCUUCCGUAGCGUUACCACCGAAUGUAGAUUCUGAUUUGACUGUAUGGGCUUCCGUAACUAAAGCUGGCGGCAGAAUAACACUCCCCGAUACAGGUAUUUCUCUGACGAUACCGCGAGGUGCGAUUCGCAAAGGAAGCGUGAGUCUGUAUCUUGCUAUACUGAGAGAUGAUAAAGACAGACCUAACUUAUCAGAUAAGGAAACUAUUCUGAGUCCCGUCGUGCAGUGUGGCCCACCAGACCUCACUUUCACAAAGCCUCUAAUCUUGAGUCUUCCUCACUGUGCUGUGCUGGACUCGCCUGAGAAGUGGACCAUCAGCAUCUUCAGCAGUGACCCACCUUCGGCAGAAGAGGAGUCACCCGCAUGGAAGAAUCUGGUUACUGUGGGUCAAGAGACUAUUGUGACUCCUCUUUUCUGUCAAGUGGAUUCACAUCAUUGCCAUCUGAUGACGGAGCAAUUAGGGAGGUUCGCCAUCGUUGGAGAAUCUGUCUAUGGACAGAAGGCCGUCAAAUCUAUUGCCCUAGCAGCCUUCGCUCCUGCCUUCCAUUCAACCACAGACUACACAAUUCGUGUCUACUGUAUAGAAGAUACAAAGGCAGCCAUACAGGGAAUGCUUCAGGUGGAGGAGAAAUUGCACGGUUCCCUUCUAGACGCCCCGAAAUCCAUGCUCCUGCAGGAUGGAGGAUCCAACUUGUGCCUUUGCCUUGAGGACAUCUCUCCGGGAUGGAAGUGCAAGCCCAUGGCGAACUACCAGGAAAUUCCUUUCCAUCACAUUUGGAACGGCCGCCAAAACCACCUGCAUUGUUCUUUUAAGUUGGAGCACUUGGAUCGAUCCUUGCAAGCCGUCAGUUGCCACAUUCUCGUCUACCAGAGAGGCGUUCAGGCCAACAGACAAGUACUAAGGAUCACCACAGAUUACAAAGAGAAGUUACCUUCCCCUUCCCAAAGUACAAUUGCAUCUUCUCUCUCUUCAUCCAUUAUCACCGAGAGCAGCUCAGGGCCUCUGCUCGCCGUCGACCCCACGGAGAACGUCUUCAGGUUGACACCCGACGUUCGCAAACAGCUCUGCAUCUGUUUGGAUCCUCCCAACAGUAGAGGAAACGAUUGGAGGAGACUGGCAGAGGAACUAGGAGUCAAUAGGUACAUCAAUUACUUUGCCACGAAGAGCAGCCCAACAGACCACAUCCUGGACCUAUGGGAAGCGCGAGAACAAGAAGCGAACAGUUUGGGCAAUCUCCUCAAUAUCCUAAGGGUGAUGGGUAGAGGGGAUGCCGUACAGGUGGUUGAGAAAGAAGUCGGGUCCUGGAUAUGAGAUUCUCCCAGCCCAAAUCUUGUGAUUCUUCCAAUGGUGCCUCAUGUAUAUAAGUGGACUUUUACUCACCAUUGUAACAUAUGUAAAUAAGGCACAUCAGUGGAUUGCAUUUUUCGACUAUUUAUAGGGUCCUUGCCCUGACAAACCGAGUGAAAUUUCCAAGAGGCUUAGACUGGUUUGAGCCAUUGGUUCAAGAUUUGUUGUCGUUUGUACUGGAUUUUCGUUUCUGAACUUUCCUCUCUAGCUUAAGAAUCGAGAUUGAAUGUGAAAAGAAAAGUUCAGAUUCAGUCAAUCGUUGUGAUUGAUUUAUAAUUUUUUUUUUUUUUAAUGAAAGCAAGAAAGUUUUUUUGUUAUCAAAUUUAGGAGUGCAUUUUUUCUUUGCUAAAUUAUAUUUCAUUAACAAUCAAUUAAAAACAAUGUUUUUCAUUAACACAUUCUUCAAAAUCAUCUUUUUUAAGCUGGCAUCCUAUUUAGAUCAAAUAUGUAUUAUGUAAGUGAUUAAAUCAGGAAAAAAUCGACUGAAAAUCGAUUUUAUAAAAAGCUCUGUAUCAAAUUCUUGACAAAUAAAAUUAGUCAAGAAGUAAAAAUUGAAUUAUAGAAAUAUGUGUUGCUUUAUAUUAAAUCAUUAUUACAAAGAGAUUAUAUUUGGUCUUAAAAUAAAUUCUGGUGCUAAAUUUAAAAUGUUUGAAGAAUAUGUUAAUAACACUAUUUUUUUUUUCAAGUAUUUGGCUCAUAACCUACUUGUAAAUAUCGAAACUUUGGAAUUCAUAUAAAAGAUAAUUGUAUGUACUGAAAUUGUUCAUGAUUCUGUUUUUAAUAUGACAAAAUAAUGUUAAUAUACAAAGCAUGAAUAAAUUGUUACUCCUUAGUAAUGAAGCCCUGCAUUUUAAAGCACAGAUGUUCAGAAUUGUAUAGGUGGCUAGAAAAUGCUAAAUACUUUUAUUGCUUUGUGUAUGUAAAUAUUUAGUUGGACAAUCACAGGUCUUAAAGAUUUAGUGCAAUAAUUUAGUCCAAUUUUUGUUUUACUUUUGUCAUCAGUGUCUUCCAGCAUGAGAAUUUCACAUUUGCAUUUCUCUUAUCAUUGAUUACUUUCCAGUUUUUCAAUAAUAUGACCAGCUUACCUUUUACCUUUAAAAUUUUUGGAAUACACUUUUUUGCUUAUGUCGGUUUAAAAUUGUAUUCAAUUGUAAAAAUAAAUAAGUUCAAUUACUUUUCAAGAAUAUAUGCAUAAUUUUGCAUCUGGUGUGUUAGUUUCAGUUCUCUUAAAUAAGAAAAAGUUUUUGCAUUACAAUAUAUGGCAUUAAAAUUUCUGACUUUCCUUCUUAAUAAGAAUUAUUGUUACAAAUUUGGCAAUAAAUUAAUUAUAACAUAAAAACUAAUUGCAAUUAGAUAUAAAAAUUCCAGCUUCAUGAAAACAAGUUUAAAUAGAUUUUUAAAUUAAUAAAGUAAUAAAGCAGUAUUUUUUAUGUGAUAGAAAGCGCCUUUAAAUUCUUACUGGAAAAAAAAACCAAAAACAAAGCAAGAACCAGCGAAUGAGAAUAUUUUAUUGAAACACAAUUAUUUUGUCCCCUCUUCAUUUAUAUCUCUUGGAAUCUUUCAAAAUAAUUAUAUAUAUAUAUAUAUAUAUAUUGCAAAUUUAACAUCCUAACUAAACGGAUCUUCAUUUUGUGGCUCUUCAAAAUUUUGCUAUUACUCAUUUCUUAUUUUUUAUAUUAACGAAUGACAAAAUAUUUGAAGCGCACUUCAAUUCAAAAUGGUUUCGAUAAAACAGAAUAAGAUAAUUAAAAUUAUAAAAUAGAAGUAUUAUUCCGUUAAACAUUAGUUGCAUUAUCUAAUGAAAACAUACGACAAUUCUGUACAUUUUAAAGCGAUUAUUUGCUAAUGUUGACAAUCCACAAAAUUUUGAUUUCAUUCGUAUAAAAUGAAAAUUGACUGUUUUUGAAGCCAAAUUUCGUCUGUUUGUAUCCAAGAUGGCGAUUAUUUAAGGAAUAUUUUAAUGGUUCUCUUCAGUCUAACUAAUGUGACUUAUUUGUUAACUUAAAUAUGAUCAAUCAGUACUAUGAAUGAAGAAUUAAAUCUUUGUUACCUGUAACAGUUAAAUUAUAAAAUUAAAAUAAAAUAAAAUUUUAAAAUUAAUGAAUAGUAGAGAUUUUUUUGAGCAGAAAUAAGUAUAUCUUUAUCAUCGCAAAGGUGUUUUUAUUUCUCCAAAUAUAUAAUUAUGACUUAAGAAAUAAUAAAUUCGCCGACAUUCCUUAUUAAAUAACAUGUUACAUAACAAUUCCAAUUUAAUAGUUCAACUAAAAAUUAUAUCAAAAAUUUAACUGUAUCUUAUUUUUAAAUUGGAGAAUAAAAUGUAUUUGCUAGAUUAGCAUUGGAUUCUGAUGCGAAGUUAUGAUUUUCGCGACACCAUUGUGAUCUUUGUCAGAUGAUGCACUAGCACCCACAAUUACUAAAUUCCACUCCAUACUUGUUGAAAAUUGUUUGAUUCCAACACAUACGAUCUGAAGUAUAUACAUCAGAUUAUUUGUUAAAAUUAGAUCUUCAACCCAUGACUUUCCAAUUACCAAAGCCCUAAGAAGAACAAUGAAUAAUGAAUAAAAUAUUUAAAGAAGUCCUUAAUUUAUGAAAAUUCACAUAGCGGAUCUGUGACUAUCGAAUUAAUUCAUAUUGAUGAAUUACAUGAUUCUUGUUCAUUUAAGAAUUUUUGUAUGCAUUUUUUUUAACUCUGUGGAAUGAUUGCUUUAUGCUUUUGUCUUUGUACUUGUACAUUUUGCAUUUAUUUAUUUUUAGCGCAUUUCACUUUGAACUUGUGUAUAUUUUUUUAAUGAUUUUUUUGUUUUUAAUAUUUGGAAUGAAAAAUUUAAGUUAAUCUAUAUAAUGUCUUCCAAAAUCAUUUUCUUCCAAAAAAAAUAUAGUUUAAAAACUCUUAUUCCCUUUCGUUAAGCAGAUUUAAAUUGAAUCCAAUAUCGCAUAUGAGCAAAAAGAAAAAUGCUAUUGGAAAAUGACAGAUAGAUGUCUCAAUGGAGUAACUAUAUGUCAUUGUUCAAUAUUUUAUUUCUUUUUGCACAAUCAUAACUUAAGUAUUGUGAUAAUAGCAGUUUGUUGUUCUGUGUUAACGCUUUUUUCAAAUUACACAUGCAGUGUUUGAAUUUAAGAAAGAGGGAAAAAAAAAUCUUAAAAGGAAAGAUCAAAAGGUUAAAUGUUCAAUGAUUUAGAAUGAAAGAAUUCGUUGAAAGUUUAUGCAAUUAAGGUAUCGACAAUGUUAUUUCGAUAAAGAAAAAUCUUCUAAGAAAUUAAUUUUUAAAUUUGAGAAAUGUUAUAUUUUCAAUAUUGAAUAAAUAGAAUUUUACAAAAAUUGUUGUAUCCUAGAGAAGAAGAAAAUUUUAUUUUGUACGACAAAGUUGUAUAGAGCUGUUAGCGUAGCUGUGUAUAAAUUCGCCUCGAAGGAUGUUAUAUGCUGUGUUACCUGUUCUGGUGACUUAUCACAUGUACUUACCUGUAUUCACAGCUAGUUAAGCAUUGGAUAAUGUUCAUUUUGUAUUAUAUAUAAAUAAAUAUAUAUAUAUAUAUAUAUAUAUGGACU